Myxocyprinus asiaticus (Chinese sucker) is the source of this 4607-nucleotide messenger RNA. RefSeq names its product transforming growth factor beta activator LRRC33-like. Gene Ontology annotation, cellular component: extracellular matrix. The transcript is spliced from 3 exons. Bases 198 to 2255 code for a protein of 685 amino acids. NCBI's taxonomy places the organism in Eukaryota, Metazoa, Chordata, Actinopteri, Cypriniformes, Catostomidae. Gene Ontology annotation, molecular function: protein binding. The record is from RefSeq and is a predicted model, not a curated record.
UUACUAAAGACAGUGCAGAGAUGCAGAUGUAAAGCACUUUGCAUCUUCGAAGAGACCAAGCCAGCAGAACCUCCCCACAAACUGAUGUAAUGGUCUACUGUAAAUUUGGCAGAAGAGGUUAGGGCACGAUCCUGGCCACUGGGUGGGCAUGGUGCUCUAAUACUCUUUUCCACCGUCAUCACUGUGAUCAUGUUAAGAUGCCAGUCUUUGAUCGUCUGUCCGUUCUGCUCUGUCAUGCCGUGGUUCCGGUACUUGUGGUCCUGCUUUCAGUCUCUGGACAUCCACAGGCCUUCCCCUGUAGACUGAUGCAAAGUACGGCUCUGUGCAAAAAUUGCCAGCUCUCUGCUGUACCAAACCACUUACCACCGCAAAUUGAGGAGAUCUAUUUAGAUAAGAACCUUCUCAUUAAUUUGCAGGAUGGUUGUCUCUCAAGAUAUCCUAUUCUUCGAACCUGCAGCUGUGCAAACAAUCAUCUAAGGACCGUGGAAGAGAAUGUAUUCUCUGAGUCGCCUCUUAUAGAAAACCUCAAUUUUGCUGACAACGAGCUUCAUGAUGGACAUAAGCAGGUGGCGCAGUCAUUCAGCCCUUUGUCCCAACUAAAGACUCUUGAUCUUUCAGGUAACGGUCUCACCGAGGACAUGGUGUCUGUGCUGUUACAGAAUCUGUCCUCUCUUGAGUCCCUUUACUUGUCUCGGAAUGUGAUGCUGAGGUUGGAUGAGACAACAUUCAGAAACCUUCAUCAGCUUAAGGAGCUGAACGUAGAGAGGAACCUGUUGUUUGAGAUUGAUGGAGCGUUUUAUCAUAUGAAAAAACUCCAGAGGUUGAACUUGGCCUUCAACUGCCUUCCAUGUUUGGUCAACUUUGAGAUGACCCAACUGCUGGUCUUAAACGCCAGCCACAAUUCCAUUGAAUGGUUCAUAACCAAUCAGAAUUUGUCUGAGACUUUUCAGCUGGAGACAUUGGAUCUGUCCGAUAAUCAUUUGCUGUUCUUUCCGUUCCUUCCAACACACAACCAUAUAAGGACUUUGAUUUUGUCCAAUAAUUGGGUGAGCUUUUACCAAGACUUUGCAAAUGCCACAUCUUCAAACUGGACCACUAAGGUUGAGUUCUACAAUCUUGGGCAAAAUGUGGGCAAUGUCACAAUGGAGCUUUGGAAUGAGAGCCUUCAUGGUGACAUUUCCUCUGUGGAGCUCCUGGACCUGAGUGAGAACAAGGUGGACAACUUCCCUCAGGGAUUCAUUCAACAAAUGCCACGUCUGAAUUGGCUGAGGCUGAGGAGUAACUGUUUACAGUCCUUCAGUUUGACGCCUGAAGAUCUCCCAGUCACCCUCUAUGAACUGGAUGUCAGCAAAAACAGGCUUACUGAGCUCAAAGCGAGCCAAAGCACCAUCAGCAAGCUAAAUAACCUCACAUAUCUGAACCUGAGCACAAAUGACAUUCAAAAACUUUCACCCACGAUAUUUGCCAAUCUACCAAGUCUGAGCACAGUAGACCUUAGUCAUAACCCAGUGGAUGUAUGUUUUUCUGAAGAGUCAAACUACAGUUCCUCAACUUGUGUUUUGUGGUCAAACAUUGUUACCCUGAAAAAGCUCUACCUUGAAGGUUGUGGCAUACAAAAUAUGCCGCCUUCGCCAUUUAAGGGCACACCAUUAACACACCUUGAACUGUCAAACAAUCUAGACCUACACAUCAAACAGGAAUCUUUGGCAGGUCUCAGUAACACUUUGGAGCAUUUGGGACUUGGUAACACAGGUUUACAAGACUUUGACUUCUCUCCGUACAGCCACUUGAGGUCUUUAAACAUCUCUAGAAACUCAAUGUCAGAAUUUCCUGAAUCUCUGGUGGCAUUAAACCUGAGACUUCUGGACUUGAGGGAUAACAUGUUGACCACCAUACCAUCCAAACACGCCACUAUUUUAGCUCAGAGACUGCAGGCUGUGUAUCUGAAUGGAAAUGCCUUCAACUGCUGCCAUUUAGACUGGUACAGGACGUUUGUGGAGAAUAAAGGCAUUAGUGUUGUUGAUCUCUCAGAAAUUACAUGUUUGGACUUUAACCUCAGGCAUCAUAAGGUGAUGCUUUUUGACGCAGUCCACUGUGGUGGUAUCAGCAAUGAGGAAUCUUUUGUGUGGUACAUCCUCCUCUUCGUAACAGUCAGUGUUUCCAUCGUAGGCAUCUCUGUCAUUUACCUGCUGACCUUCAGGCCAAAAAUGUUGCCUCGUGCUAUUAAGAAGAGGUGGAGACCAACUCCGUAUUGACAAACAUGUUAUUGUAAAACUAAUCUAUGUCUGUGUAAAAGUUACUACUCUCAGAAAAUGGCAAUCAGUAUAACAGGAAUAUGAUAUUGACAUGGCAAAGAUUUAGGCCAUAUUGGUCUGUAAGCAUGUGAGUGUAUUUCAUUUUGUCCUCAUUUAAGUUCACGUUAAGUAUUUGGCUGCUGUGAUGUUUUUUUUUUGUUUGUUUUUUCUAGAAAGGUUGUAUACAUUCAAAAAUAUUUGCAGGUUGUUCACUUAAUUAAAAUUAACUAAAGCAACACAAUUCUAGAACAUUUUGUCUUAAAUUCAUUACAUUACAUUUAAUUACAUUUGUAAAAUUUAAGUUCACUUAAUCCAUUUGAGUAAGGUCUACAUGAACAUUUUUUUGUAGCAUUAUUGAAACAGGGGAUUUCAGUUUCCCAGCAUGCUUUGCAGGGGACUGGAAGGUGUGAACAAAUGUUGAAACUAGGUGUUAUUUUAUGCAUUUUUGAGCAAGAUAAGAACAGGAUGAGUUUUGUUCAUGUUUACUGCUCUGUUUUAUAAUUUUUUAAAAGUAGUGUUUGUUUGGCUGGAGUUUGGCGGGUUACCAUUGUGGUGAAGACUUGUGCUUGUGCAUUGGUUGAGGAUGGACUUGCACUAUCAAGUUAUGUUUGAUUUGAGUGCUGUUUAGCUUUAUAAAUAGUUGUUAUCUAAGUGUCAAUGUAACAGUUUCACUGUCCUUACACAUACUCACUUGGCAUAAUGGUUAAAAAAGUAAAUUAAAGUUGCACUCAGUAAUUUUGAUCUCAUUAAAUAAGUUAAAUAUGAAGUCCUAUAAACAUAAAUUGUAAUUUUCCAAUAUACAUUUGUGCUCUAAAGUUUGCAUACCCUGGCAGAAAUUGUGAAAUUUUGAAAAUAUGACUGAUCAUGCAAAAAAACUAUCUUUUAUUUAAGGAUAGUGAUCAUAUGACGCCAUCAUCACAUAGUUGUCUGGCUCCUUUUUAAUUCAUAAUGAUAACAGAAAUCACCCAAAUGGCCCUGAUCAAAAGUUUACAUACCCUUGAAUGUUUGGCCUUGUUACAGACACACAAGGUGACACACAGGUUUAAAUGGCAAUUAAAGGUUAAUUUCCUACACCUGUGGCUUUUUAAAUUGCAAUUAGUGUCUGUGUAUAAAUAGUCAAUGAAUUUGUUAGCUCUCACGUGGAUGCACUGAGCCAUGGGGAGCAGAAAAGAACUGUCAAAAGACCUGUGUAACAAGGUAAUGGAACUUUAUAAAGAUGGAAAAGGAUAUAAAAAGAUAUCUAAAGCUUUGAAAAUGCCAGUCAGUACUGUUCAAUCACUUAUUAAGAAGUGGAAAAUUUGGGGAUCUUUUGAUACCAAGCCAAGGUCAGGUAGACCAAGAAAGAUUUCAGCCACAACUGCCAGAAGAAUUGUUCAGGAUACAAAGAAAAACCCACAGGUAACCUCAGGAGAAAUACAGGCUGCUCUGGAAAAAGACGGUCUAGUUGUUUCAAGGAGCACAAUAUGACGAUACUUGAACAUUAAUGAGCCGCAUGGUCGAGUUGCCAGAAAGAAGCCUUUACUGCGCCAAUGCCACAAAAAAGCCCAGUUACAAUAUGCCCGACAACACCUUGACAUGCCUCACAGCUUCUGGCACAAUGUAAUUUGGAGUGACGAGACCAAAAUAGAGCUUUAUGGUCACAAACAUAAGCGCUAUGUUUGGAGAGGGGUCAACAAGGCCUAUAGUGAAAAGAAUACCAUCCCCACUGUGAAGCAUGGUGGUGGCUCACUGAUGUUUUGGGGGUGUGUGAGAUCUAAAGGCAUGGGGAAAAUUGAUGGCAAGAUGAAUGCAGCAUGUUAUCAGAAAAUACUGGCAGACAAUUUGCAUUCUUGUGCACAAAAGCUGCGCAUGGGACGUUCUUGGACCUUCCAGCAUGACAAUGGCCCUAAGCACAAGGCCAAGUUGACCCUCCAGUGGUUACAGCAGAAAAAGGUGAAGGUUCUGGAGUGGCCAUCACAGUCUCCUGACCUUAAUAUCAUCGAGCCACUCUGGGGAGAUCUCAAAUGUGCGGAUUAUGCAAGAUGACCAAAGACUUUGCAUGACCUGGAACCAUUUUGCCAAGAUGAAUGGGCAGCUAUACCACCUGCAAGAAUUUGGGGCCUCAUAGACAACUAUUACAAAAGACUGCACGCUGUCAUUGAUGCUAAAGGGGGCAAUACACAGUAUUAAGAACUAAGGGUUUGCAGACUUUUGAACAGGGGUCAUUUCAUUUUUUUCUUUGUUGCCAUGGUUUUAUGAUUGUGCCAUUCUGUUAUAACCUACAGUUGAAUAUGAAUCCCAUAAGAAAUAAAAGAAAUGUGUUUUGCCUGCUCA